AUGUUUAGGAAGGCCAAAAAUGACAGAUUAUGUGCCCAUCCGCCUGGGCAGGGGUUAUUAUUUCUUUGUGGUCUUGGCAAAGGUCAGGGAAUCCAGCUGAUGGCAUCGGAGAGAAACGACUAUCCAUAUUAUGCGCUAUUAGGAGGAGUUGGCUUUUAUGUCGACAGAGAUAGCCCCAUUAACCAUAUUAUCCAUGGGCGUACCAUCCCAGAAUCACCGCAAUCGAAGGAUAGCCUCAGUUCCAUCAGUGAAUGGUUAUCAGACUGUUCGACCCACCAUCAACAUUAUGUCAACAAUACAAUGAAACCCACUCGUCUGUUGAGAUAUGAACAUGACAAAGGAAAGGUAUCGCUUUGCACGUCCGUUAUCUCAGAUAUUAAGUAUGCCGCCCUCAGCCAUUGUUGGGGCGCCGUCCAGCCUCUCACACUCAACAAUGGCACCAAACACCAACUUGAACAAGGAUUGCCUCUUGAUGCCUUCCCCAAAACGUUCCAAGAUGCCUUUUGGUUAACGCAUCAGUUGGGAAUUCCUUAUAUCUGGAUAGACAGUCUGUGCAUCCUGCAAGACGAUAACGACGACUGGGUGCACGAGUCAGCGCGCAUGUGUGAUGUAUACGGAAACGCAUAUCUCACCAUCGCCGCUACCAGGGCAGCAAACUGUUCAGAAGGAUUCCUAGGACCUAGGGAAGGUCCCGGAUAUGGUUAUAUUCCCUUUCGUCAAGACGGGGUGCAUGACAGCGUUGCUAUAUCUCCAGUGCCUCUCCGUCGUAUCUCACCUUGGGCCGGGAUCAUCGAUUUGGAAAAGGAGCCGUUGUCGAAACGUGCUUGGGCCCUUCAAGAACGAUAUCUGCCACCCCGAACAGUACACUUCGCGAGUGACCAAAUGUACUUUGAAUGCCGAUCAGGGUUUCAUACGCAGGAUAAUCACAUGAAGACCGAUGAUAGCGAACCGGACUUCAAAAUACAUAGGAGGACGACAACCAAAGACGACGAUGAGCUUCAGGAUGCUUGGGGCGCCAUAGUUCUGAGGUACACACAACGAUAUCUGACCGUGGAAGCGGAUAAGUUGCCAGCAAUCGGGGGGUUGGCUGCCCGCGUGUUUCUCGAAAGAACUUCCAAUGGUGACCCUGGGGAAGAGUAUCUUGCUGGUCUUUGGAGGACAAGUCUACUUUGGGAUCUAGCCUGGAAAGUUAUUUAUGGAUAUACAUUGAGGGGCGCUCCAACGAGUUAUACGGCGCCAUCCUGGUCUUGGGCUUCCAUCAACCAGCCUCUAGAGUUCUUAGGUCCAGAGGAUAUCCAAAGUCUUGCUAUUGUGAAAGGCGCGAAGGUCGAUCUCGAGAACCCUGAAAACCCGUUUGGUCAGGUCACCGGCGGUUGGGUCCACCUAUCUUGCGUUAAACUUCACCCAUGCGUUGUGGAGUAUGAUGAUGAUGACUUAUCUAUCGGCCAUUUAUACUUUGGCGACGGAGAGGCGUCAUUUCGUGUUGGGGUAGCUCUCGACCCCCCCAGAUUUAAUCUGCCUCGAGUCCGUCUGGCUGACUACAGUGAUAAGAAGCCUGAGUUGGUAGCAGUUCCCCUAACAUUGCAUUUUGACAACGGAAACCCAUCGUUAGAAGGCGACAAUCGAGUUUACGGGGCCUAUUUUCUGAUACUCAUAUCAUCAAACUCUUUGGCAGGUCCAAUUAACGGCCCUCCACGCUAUCGUAGAGUGGGAGUUGGAACUUCAUUUGAGUCGGAUGAUCGAGAGAUGCCUAAUUCCAAAGAUGCAAGAAGACGAAUGGAAAACAUAUGUAUGACAGCAAUGACACAGGGAACCUUGGAAGACAUCAUUAUAGUGUAA
Molecule: messenger RNA, 1839 nt
Organism: Fusarium venenatum
Lineage: Eukaryota; Fungi; Ascomycota; Sordariomycetes; Hypocreales; Nectriaceae
Product: heterokaryon incompatibility protein-domain-containing protein
Source: RefSeq, a predicted model, not a curated record